Molecule: messenger RNA, 2276 nt
Organism: Manis javanica (Malayan pangolin)
Lineage: Eukaryota; Metazoa; Chordata; Mammalia; Pholidota; Manidae
Source: RefSeq, a predicted model, not a curated record
UCUUUCGUAGUCUUUGUAGUCCACUCCAAAGAAGGCAUUGAACAAUUUCCAUUCAGAGAGUUGAAAGGCUCAAGUGAGAUGACAGGCAGCUGAGAACUGCUCUUGGACCGUGGUGUUGCAGGGCAGGUUCAUCUAGGUUGGCAGGGUGCCAUGGCAUCUGGACCCAACAUGACGGUCCCCAUCUGUCUGGUGGAAAACAACCAUGAGCAGCUGUCAGUGAACCAGAGAGCGAUAGAGAUUCUUGACAAGAUUUCUCAGCCAGUGGUGGUGGUGGCCAUUGUAGGACUGUACCGUACAGGCAAAUCCUACUUGAUGAACCGCCUUGCAGGACAGAACUGCGGUUUCCCUCUGGGCUCCACAGUGCAGUCUGAAACCAAGGGCAUCUGGAUGUGGUGUGUGCCUCACCCCUCCAUGCCGAACCACACCCUGGUCCUUCUGGACACCGAGGGCCUGGGGGAUUUGGCAAAGGGUGACCUUAAGAAUGACUCGUGGAUCUUUGCCCUGGCCGUGCUUCUGAGCAGCAGUUUUGUCUAUAACAGCAUAAAUACCAUCAACCACCAGGCCCUGGAGCAGCUGCAUUACGUGACAGAGCUCACAGAACUAAUCCGGGCAAAGUCUUCCUUAAGACAAGAUGGAGUAGAAGAUUCCACAGAAUUUGUGAGUUUCUUCCCAGACUUUAUCUGGACUGUACGGGAUUUUACCCUGGAGCUGAAGUUAGAUGGUUAUCCUAUCACAGAAGAUGAGUACCUGGAGAAUUCCUUGAAGUUGAUCCCAGGCAACAAUCCCAGAAUCCAAGCAUCCAAUCUACCCAGAGAAUGUAUCAGGCAUUUCUUUCCAAAAAGGAAGUGUUUUGUCUUUGAUCGCCCAACAAAUGACAAAAAACUCCUAGCCAAAAUGGAGAAUGUGCGUGAAGAUCAACUGGAUCCUCAAUUCCUAGAGCAAACAAACAAUUUCUGUUCUUACAUCUUCACCCAUGCAAAGACCAAGACCCUCAGAGAGGGAAUCAUAGUGACUGGGAAUCGGCUGAGGACUCUGGUGGUGAACUAUGUGGAUGUUGUCAGUAGUGGAGCAGUGCCUUGCUUGGAGAAUGCAAUAACAGUUCUGGCCCAGCUUGAGAACUCAGCGGCUGUGCAGAAGGCAGCCGACUGCUACAGUGAGCAGAUGGCCCAGCGAGUGAGGCUCCCCACAGAUACACUCCAGGAGCUGCUGGACGUGCACAUGGCCUGUGAGAGGGAAGCCAUUGCAGUCUUUAUGGAGCACUCCUUCAAGGAUGAAAAUCAAGAGUUUCAGAAGAAUCUUGUGGAAAUCAUAAAGGAUAAGCAGGAGGAUUUCUUGCUACAGAAUGAAUUGGAAUCUGUCAAAUACUGCCAGGCUACACUUAAUCAGCUUUCAAAGGCACUAACGGAAAAUAUUUCAGCAGGAAUCUUCUCUGUUCCUGGAGGGCACAAGCUGUACAGGGAAGCAAAGCACAUGAUUGGACAGAGCUAUUGGCAAGUGCCAAGGAAAGGAGUGAAGGUGAGGGGUACGGGGAGCACAGGGAGCCUACAGGAUAGGGUCAAGAGGGGGUCUCCUGAAAAAUCUGAGAGUACAGCACUAGCUGUGGGUAACAAGAGAGCAUGGGGAUAGUAUGACAGCAUUAGCUUUUAAGUUCCACUAUUUGCUACUUAUUCCAGAGAAGAGUAGAAAUGACCAUUUCCAAAAAAAUGAGUAUGGAUUUCUGAAAUCCUUGAGGGACAGAAGAGAAAUGAUUCACUUCUUAAUCCAACAAUGUGACAUUUAGUGUUCCAACUGUUGACAAUUUACAAGUUAAAGUCAGAGUCAUCGUACACAAGGCUAAUUAAAAGUAAGAGAGGAGGUCAAAUACAUAGAAAAUUAAGUAUAGAGUUAUAACAACUACACACCUGUGAAAAUGGGCUACAUUAUGUGGUGGUACCAACAUAAUAAAAAAAUAGUAAAGUAAUAAUGUUAAUAAAAAUACAGCUAAUAUGUAUUGAAUGGUUAUUGCCCAUCAGCAUAUUGUUAAGCUCUUUCCCUAGACUCCUUAAUAACAUUAAGAAGCAUCUACAUUUAUGGUCAACAUUUCAUAGAUCUGCACUGAAAGGAAUAGGAGGUUAAAAUAACUCGCCUUCCAGCUGACAAGUGGUAGAGGAGAGCAGCCGCACAGAUUAGAGGCAGCAUUUCACACUGGUAAGGCAAAUAUGUAAAGGCACCAGACACUGCGGGUAUGUACGAACGCACAUGACUCUGACCAGCUGGGACCUUGAGUGGAUAGAGGG